AUGGGCACCUUCGAAGAGGUCCCUUGGAAGAAGGCAGCCGGAAAGCAGGUCCUAGGGUGCAAAUGGGUCUUUGUUUACAAGACUGACAAGCAUGGCUUCCUUCAAAAGUGCAAGGCACGCCUUGUUGUGUGUGGGAACCAGCAGAAGGAAGGGGAUCUUCCUACGAGGGCCACAACUUUGGCCGGCCUAUCUUUCCGCGCCCUGAUGGCUAUAGCAGCCGAAUUCGACCUUGAGCUCGAACAGAUGGAUGCAGUCAACGCCUUUGUCAACAGCCCGAUAGACGAGUCCUUCGUCUUCGAAAAGCUCUCUAUGGGCUACGCCGCUCUCCUCUUCUUUGGCAACAGCAUCUCACAGGGUCUCUCGAGGCUCUAG
Hirsutella rhossiliensis is the source of this 372-nucleotide messenger RNA. RefSeq names its product reverse transcriptase (RNA-dependent DNA polymerase) domain-containing protein. The transcript is spliced from 2 exons. Bases 1 to 372 code for a protein of 123 amino acids. NCBI's taxonomy places the organism in Eukaryota, Fungi, Ascomycota, Sordariomycetes, Hypocreales, Ophiocordycipitaceae. The record is from RefSeq and is a predicted model, not a curated record.